Rubroshorea leprosula is the source of this 1314-nucleotide messenger RNA. The record is from the annotation of a GenBank genome assembly. Lineage: Eukaryota; Viridiplantae; Streptophyta; Magnoliopsida; Malvales; Dipterocarpaceae.
UCCCUUCUAAUCAACUCCGACACGAUGCCAAAGGGAUAUUUUUUUGAAGAUAAGUUCAGCCAAUCGAAGGAUUUGGAUAAGAACGUACAAACCAUAAGUCAUCAACUCCAAAGAGUCCGAAAUUGUUUCAAGGUGGGAGUCCUAAUGCAUAAAAGGUAUGAAUUUAGACUUUAAAUGGGGUAAAGGUGCUAAAAGAUUGGUCCUAAAAAGAAUUAUCCAAGAGUUCGUUCACCUAUUCUCACUAGAGCUCUUGCAAGGAAGAUGGCUGACGAAGCUAAUUUAGACAAGGUCGCUUUAGAAAAUCGUGUUGAAAAUAUGGGAAAUACUUUGAAGGAAUUGAUGGCUUUCUUCCAAUAUCUUCAAGCAACCUUAGUCACAAGGGCACCUUUGACAACAAAUCCCUUGUUUGAAGGAAAUGUUUCUGUGGCAAAUCUCCCUAUCGCCAUAUCUACUCUUGGAAAGGAGCCAAUGUCAUCUUGCCCACCAAAUCCAACUAUUGGCAGAACUUCUGGAACAAAGCUAUUUGAUCUAAAUGCUGGUGUUGCUACAGCCCAAUCUAAUGAUCAAGAAGAGACUCACGUUGUCAAGUCAAUCACAGAGGAUGAAGACAAGGCAAUUAAAGCGAAGGUGCAGUUGAUGGAGGAAACACUAAAAUCGAUGCAAAGUGUCCAAACCGAUAAACCGGUUGACAUCUCAUCUUUGUGUUUUUUCCCAAACAUUCAAUUGCCCCAUAAGAAGAUGGCUCCUUAUGCCAAUGAUGAGAAGCUAAUGAUACAUUACAUUCAGGACAGUCUAACACGUCUUGCAGAUGCUUGGUUCUCAACUUUAGACAAGACUCCUAGUGGAGAGGAUCUUCAAAAGACAGAAAAGAAACCAAGUGAGAGCUUUAAGGAAUUUGCACAGAGAUGGCGUGGAUUGGCUGCUCGAGUUCAACCUCCACUAACUGACCAUGAAUUGAGUAAUUUAUUCAUCAAGUCAACCAAAGGGCCUUAUCGUGAGAAGUUAAUAACUUGUGUGAAUUACACUUUUGCUCACUUGGUUGUUGUGGGAGAACAAGUGGAGGAUGGAAUCAAGUCUGGAAUUAUCAUGGAUUAUCAAGCAAUGAAGAGUCUCCUUGAACAAUACCAAAAUGAUAGUUUAGGGGUUUCUAGUUCAAAGAAAGUGGGCCAGAAUCAAAAGAAGGAGAAUGAGAAUAACACUAUAAGUUCAGUUUAUGAGGCGCAUAAUCAGUCACGGGGGUAGUUCAACAAUCGGUUCCAAGCUCCAACUUAUCAAUCAACGGCUUUCACAAGUCAAUCAAGGCCCGUUUAUGCC